Aricia agestis (brown argus) is the source of this 9290-nucleotide messenger RNA. RefSeq names its product SEC23-interacting protein (gene PAPLA1). NCBI's taxonomy places the organism in Eukaryota, Metazoa, Arthropoda, Insecta, Lepidoptera, Lycaenidae. Gene Ontology annotation, cellular component: COPII-coated ER to Golgi transport vesicle. The record is from RefSeq and is a predicted model, not a curated record. The transcript has 22 exons. Bases 104 to 8278 code for a protein of 2724 amino acids. Gene Ontology annotation, molecular function: metal ion binding.
UCAGUGACACGUAACUUCACAAAUUAAAUUUACUUUUUGUGACCUCUAAAUGCGAAAAUUUGCAAUGUUUUCCUAAUGUAUCCUUAAAGGACAUCAUAAUAAAAUGUCUGAUAAAGGUUUUGGUGAUCACAUAAACCGGAACAUAGUGAAAAAUCCAUUGUUAUCAUCCGCUGUUACUGGGCUCUCUAUCGAAGAUUUGACGCACAAUGCCGUGUUGUUGCCUGCCGUUCCUGCUCAAGAAAUGAGUAGCAGACAAGAUAAACAAACAGCGGAGCAAACAUGCACCCUGGGGGACGCCAACAGAAAUUUCCAGGGCGGUGAUGUCCAUUUCAACGCAGCCUUAUCGAACCUAACUCUAGAUGACGGUGCGAAUAAUAACCAGUUUCCAAAUGCAAACGCAACAAAGUCGAAGAAAGACGAUUUUGACGUGAACGAAUACUUCGCUAGGCUCCAAGGUACGAGGUAUGUGAGCGCACCGAUAAACACGACUCAAACGCUGCCGGAGACGCUCCCUGAAGAGAGUUUGGAGGAGAUAAACCUAAACGAAGAGAAACAAACAGACGAUGCGCAUAGUCUCACGUCAGAUAUCGCGCAGAACUUCUCCCAACUACCCACAGUUCUGCCGCAGGUCGCGAGCGUCGUGUUCAGCUCGUUUUCUAAUAUGUUGAACCUGAAAAGCAGAGAACAGACGCCCGAUGAGUAUAAUGUGAGAGAAGUUGCGAAGCCAGAGAUGGUACAACCAAAACCGGAGAUGUUUGCGCCCCCACCGGUAGAAGUAAAGGAGGUGGCACCACCGCCGUUGAAGGAACCGCCUGCUACAGGUUUACCAAAUUAUCGCAUCACAACGAAGAAGAAAGUGUAUGCGCAAAUCCCUGGUUUGAGCCAUGAAGCUCAGGGUUCUCACACAUUCCCAAUGGCGUCUCAAGCGCCGCCAACCUAUUUUCUACCAGAUGGUGGUCAUCAAGUAUUAUACCAACCAGCCAAUGCAACUGCGCCUGUAGCGAGCGAAGACAAUAGUCAAGACAGACAUACAAACACAGGAAUGUUGGGCCAUGAUAUCUCAAUUAAGCCUACAGAAAUACCAAGCGUUAUAGACUUUAGCAACCCUCAUGUUGAGGAUAAAAGAGAAUAUGAACAACAAGCAAAUGCGAUAAAAAUGCCGCCUUUCAGUUUACCGCCGCAACAAACGAAUUACAAUCCGACAACUCAGCAAACGUCCACUAGCUCACCGCCACAGCAAACGCCUUUUAGUUCACCACCACAGCAAACAUCAUUCAGCCUACAAACUCAGGAACCUACUAUCAAUCCUGCACUUAAGCAAACAGCACUACAGCAAAUGACAGCCAAUACAUCACCACAGACAACGCUCUUUACUUCACCACCACAGCAAACGGCUUUCAGUUCACCACCUCAGCAAACGCCUUUCAGUUCACUGCCACAGCAAACGCCGUUUAGUUCACCACCACAGCAAACGCCAUUCAGUUCAGCGACACAGCAUAUUGCUGUCAGUUCACUACCUCAGCAAACGCCGUUCAGUUCACCACCACAGCAAACGCCCUUUAGUUCACCACCGCAGCAAACGCCAUUCAGUUCACCACCACAGCAAACGUCCUUUAGUUCACCACCGCAGCAAACGCCACUCAGUUCACCACCGCAGCAAACGCCAUUCAGUUCACCACCGCAGCAAACGCCAUUCAGUUCCCAACCGCAGCAAACGCCAUUCAGUACAAAGACGCAGCCAAUGCCUUUUAGUUUCCCACCACAACAACCGCCUUUUAAUCCGCCACCUCAAUCCACCAAUUUACAAUCGCAGCAAACACCCUACAAUUUACCAUCGCAGCAAACGCCAGUGAUACCUCCACCGCCGAUGUUUUCUAACCAACAACGGAGGGACAGCCAAACGUCUGUAGAAAAAACUAUUCUUCCUCCAUCAGUUGCUAGGCGUAUUGCUGGAAGUCAACCAGUUAUGAAACAAAGUACUCCAUCGAAUAUAGAUAUGCAAAAUAUAUUUGUACCAAAUAUGGAUGUCAGUUCAUCAGACAACGUGGCUUUAAAUCAACACAAACAACCUCAACCGGCACAAAUGGAAUUAACUCAAAAUGAAGGACAAAAUGCUAGUGUCCCAGCAUUUUUCCAACCACAUCAACCUGGUAUAAAGAGUGCGAGUGGUUCGGAAAUUAAUACAAAUAACCCACAACCCAAUGCGAUGGAUAAAUUUGGAUGUGCAGAAUUAAAAUUAUCUCAAGAUGUUCAAAGCCAACCUAGCUCAGAAAUUUCGAAACCAGAUACUGCAUUGUUUUAUAAUCCCAAUAGUACUCCAGCGGGGACUGAUUCAAAACCAUAUAAUGCCGCACCAGACAAUUCAUUAGGUCAAUAUUUAUCUCAGAAUACUGCUCUCCCACCAAAUGAUCCGCCUAAACAAGUUGCAGAGCCUCCUAAAAUGACUAGCUCCAUAAACUUUAGAUUAAAUAAGAAAAGACCUCAGUACUAUGCGGGCCCGAUAGAAGGUGUUGGAAGUAUAAGUAAUAACGUUAAACCAAUAAUAAAUCCAGUGCAACCCUCGACAUUCCAAGGAUCACUGUUCACUCCCAAUGUGGAAGAACCAGUCGUGAACCCCGCGAGCAAUUACCCCGUAGCAGACCAAUCAAGCACUCCCUUUGAUAUAAGUCAAACGCCUGACACAUUUACGUCGUAUGAUUAUAACAAUCAGCAAGAUCAAACCCCAGUUUACAAUACACCGUUUGAUAUGAGCAGACCGACAACGGAAAGUGUAGAACAGAGUACGGAAUCAAAAGGAUUUGGAAUAAUUGGCUCUUUGAAAUCUAAACUUAGUUCUAUAGAUAUCAACAAAUUACAAAAUACGGUCACAACAUUUUUUGAUCCAGCAUAUAAUACGAAAGUGGAACAGAAAACCGGCUCAGAUAAUUUUGGCCAAUACCAAAGUGUUCCACAAUAUUCAGAGAAUGAUAGAAGUAUUGAAAUGUUUGUACCAACUGUUGAUCAAACACAAGGUUAUUAUCAAAACUACCAGGCUCCUGGUACAGAUUAUUACCAUCAGAACCAAAGAUAUCCCAAUGACCCAAACGUUCAAUAUCACAAUCAAGGUAAUUCAAUGACCAGUAACUAUUAUAACUGGUACGGUAACCAACCACAAGACAAUCUUGACAGUAUGUAUGGGAGUAAUGUGAACCAAAAUCAACAUUUGAUUUACCAAGAAAAUAUACAACAUACUGUCCCUACUCAGACAGGAGCCACUACUAUUCCAAGUGCCCCAAUUUUGGAAAGCAAUCCUGAUUCUAGUCACAUUAAUCAAGAUGGCUCUGGAACAUCCAAUUUUUUCAAGUCAAGCCCACAACAACAAAUUUUUGAAAAUAUUUCUUCGCCGCCGGCAAAUAAAAUCGAUCUCGGAUUUGAACCACUUGCAAAAACUUUGAACUCAAGUAUAUCGGAACAAGAUGUGGUCGGUAGAGUCACAGAAAUAUCAGAAAAUAAAUUUGAUUCACGUCAAAAUCAACCUAAUCAAGAAGCUGUAACAUUUUACAACUUUGGACAAGAAAACAAGGCAACUGCUGCAAAUUCAGAAAACAAUUUACAAUCAACUUUUACAAGUCAAUAUCAACAAUCUGGGACAGUCGGCCUAUUUAAUACUCCAAUAACACAAUCCCAAUUAUUUGCUGAUGCUCCACUAAUGCAAAAUAUUGAUAAAGAACCUCCAUCUACAGAUACACAGCUCUAUUCAUUAAUGAGUGCAAAUAAGUCUGAUAAUAUGAUUUCUAGCUCUGAAUGUUUUGACAAAGAAGAUCAAUUAAAUAUUAACAGCAAUGCGCAAAGUAAGGAGCAAGACAUACAUAAUGAGAGUAUAAAAUCCCAAGAUAAUUAUUUUACUGAUAAUAGCUUACAUAAAUUUAGUGACUUCUCAGAAUCAAGUGACAAAGACGAGGAGUUUUGUCAGUCUAAAUACGAUCAAGAUUUCUACCAACCGAAAUAUGAAGGAGCACCGUUAAGCUUUGUUGGCUGUGAAAAGAAAGAAGCCAAAGCUGAACAAAAAUCUCUGAUCGCAGAGCAUCAAGUUAAACCAACUGACAUUUUUCAGUCAAUGCCAAGUUUGGGCAUUAAUGAUUUUAAAGAUUUGUGUAUUCCUUUUAGUAUUGAACAGAGUUUUAAUUCAGGCGAUUCAAACACGAAAUCGGGAACUGAAAAAAUCGAUGAUAAAUCAAAGGACACGAAUGUUUCAACACAACCGCUUCUAUCAUACUUUCAACAGACUUCAAAUGAAAUUUCUGCGUCAUUAUUUUCUCAAGCAACAAGCUCUUCCGUGCCGGUCACUAAUAUUGAUGUAUUACAUUCAAAGAAAGAUAGUGCAGUCGAAGGUAUAGAAAAUCAAGUUUCGGAAUUAAAUAUUUGCGAAACAUGUCGGGAAGUAAAUAAACCGGAAGUGGAAGAGAAGGAAGUUGAAGAUUUAACUACGCAAUUAAUUGAAAAUAUAACUGCUCCCAUACAGUUGCUGAAUCCAGUUGGUGGGCUCACUGACUCAACAUUUUCAGAGACUCCAGUCCCUGAAAAUAUCAUUGAAAAUAUUAAACCUGUUAUCGAGUUACUAGAAGAUGACAGUCCGGCGCCCGCGUACGGUUGGUCAGUUGAAGAUAGUUACGAGCCUAAUGCUACGGCUGAUCACACAUAUAGCCAAACGCACACAGAAUCAAAUAUAUCAAGCUUCUUUCAAAAUAAAUCUCUUUCGUAUGAAAAUAUCCCAAAAAAUGCUAGCGAUGAGAUUAAAGCUGAGUAUCAAAGCUCUCAAGAUGAUUAUUCUAAUCUUCUCCGCCAGCUCGGCUUACCGAACGCACCUGCCGAUGAUGAGACAAAAUCCGAUGAAGGCUGCAUUGACGUUCACUCUAUAGAACAAGAUGCUAAAAACGAUUUUCCUAUUUACGACGAAUUCACAAUCGAACCGUCUGAAACCGAUGACGAUAAAAUUGAGACAAUGGAACGUACCAGAAGCUUUGAAGAGCCAAGCGAGGAGCCUCCUGUAGAACCUGAAUCUUUUACACAUAGAGUUGAAAGAUACAAGCGUUUGGAGACAGCGGUUGAUGCGACUGAAAAUGUAUUCGAUAUACACAAAGACACGAAGCCGCUAAAUGUUCCGACAUCGAUAAGUCCAGCAAUAACUAUCGCAUCAUAUUUCGAUACCGGAAACUAUGCCGUAGAGACACACUAUAAAAACUCAUUAACCUCACCGACAGACAUAAAUACAUAUAAUUUUGAUUCACAACCGUCCAUGUCCAUUCCCCCUGGGUUUGAAGAAGAAUAUAAAAGAAGAAUGAGCGGCACGGGUCGCACGCUCUAUUCGGGAUCAAAUAUUAUACAAUCUUCGAACAUUAUAUCAGAUAACAGGACGCAGACUUCGGUUUCAACGCUAUCCGAAUACACCGAAAGUCCAAAAACGUGUGAUAACCAGACGGAAGAAAUUGAAGAGUUGAAAAAUGAACCUGUCGAGUCUGAAAGACUUCCGGCUUUCGCCAACAUAGUUAAAUCGCAGCCGGAACCAUCAGAGUCUAUAUCACAAGCUGUAAAAGACGUUAAUAAAAGUCAAUUAAAUGUUCAAGAGGAAAAGAAGCCUCUGGAAGAUCCGAUUAGCUUCUUUUCCGCUCCAGAACCAACCGAGCAGCCCGAUGCCUACAGCAACUUCAGUAGACUAUCCAGUUACUUUGCCACGCCGAGUAAACCUGAUCAUUCGAAGUCUUUUUUUGAGUUGAGCGAAUCACAAAACCAUUAUAGGCAUAACCAAACGGCGAACAAAUCUGAAGCUAUAGAGAGUAGUGUAAAAACGUUUUUUAAAAAUAAAAUACCAGCAGCGAACAUUCCAAGUAGCUUAGCACAAACAGAUCUAGUUAACGACCUGACUUCAACAGCGUUUUUUAGCCCUAAAGAUGUAUUUACGACUGUAGGUUAUUGUACAGUGGAAUAUGAUGCCUGUUCUCCUGAUAAUGUGGGGAAACCAGAAAUUCCUUUGAAACGAGACAUAGGCGAUGAGAUAGAAAUCAAAAACGGUGUAGGUGAUACAGAUAUGGUAGGUAACAUAGAAAGUAUUAUUAAGAGAUGUAAAAUUUGCUGUGAUAUUACCGCCGGAGUUAGAAAAAUAGACGUGAACACGAAAUAUAUUAAAUUCAGAAAGUGUAUGGACGAAACGUUAAAUAAAUCUGACCAAAGUGGCGACGAAAAAAUGGCAACUAAAGAAGAAAAUAAAUCGGUUACUGUCAAUUUUCUAGACCACGCCUUGCACGAGGAACACAACGAUGAAGUGUCUUUGAUGGCAAAGAACCGUACAUCGGCAGAGUACUCCCCGGUGAAGUAUCACUGGUUCUACCAGGUGGACAGCGAGGACAAGUCCAACUGGCGAGGGUUCUCAGUCGCCGACUCCGCCGCACUGGAGAAUGCUUAUAACAGUCCGGAUCUCACUGCCAGCACGACCGUGCCGACGGACGGGGGUCGGUACGACGUGAACGUGGUCGGCCGUCUGCGUACCGCUGUCUACUGGCAGGACACGCCCACCAAUGUUAUAAGAUGCAGUUGGUUCUACAAAGGCACGACGGACGGGCGGUACGUGCCGUACUCUGAAGAAGUUUCGGAGCUCCUGGAGGACGAGUACCGACACGGCGUCCGCACGGGCGAGUGGCACCGGCGGCUGCUGCUGCCGGACGGCGCGGUUGUGGUGAUGCACGGCCCCACCGUCAUGGUGCACUUCCACAGCGCCGCGCAGGACCUUGCCGCCGCCGCCCAGGCCUUACCGUACUCUGAGAACCAAUCUCUCGGCAAACCAGUAUACCGGAACCCACCGAAACAAGUCCGUUUCGCAGAAGACCAAUGCCACCGGAUAGACCAUCUGGUGUUGAUGGUCCACGGAGCCGGAGAACUUAAACAGCAUCCGAGACAAUCAGCAGUCCGCACGUGGGUGGUGCGACGAGGCUCCGACGAGGCCGACAUAGACGAGACGGAGCCGGCCGACGUCGACCACCUGCUGUUCCUGUGCCACGGCGUCGGCUCCGCCUGCGACAUGCGCUUCCGGCCCGUCGAGAAAGUGGUGGACGACUUCAGGGCGACUAGCCUGCAGCUGAUCCAGUCCCAUUACAAGAACUCGUACGAGAGCGGCACCGUCGGCAGGAUCGAAGUGCUGCCGAUCUCGUGGCACUGGCGGCUGCACUCGGGCGAGACGGGCGUGGACCGGCGGCUGGCGGCGGUGACGCUAGACAGCAUCCCGCGCCUGCGCGCCUUCACCAACGACACCAUACUCGAUGUGCUGUUCUACACCAGCCCCGUCUACUGUCAGACGAUAGUGGACACGGUGUGCGGCGAGCUGAACCGCAUCUACGCGCUGUUCCGCGCCCGCAACCCGCGCUUCCGCGGCGGCGUGUCGCUCGGCGGACACUCGCUCGGCAGCGUCAUACUCUACGACCUGCUGUGCCAUCAGACGGAGAAGCCGCAGGAGUGUCCGAGCAAGCGGUACGUGUCGGGCGCGGCGGGCACCGGCCAGCCCACCGUGCGCUACCCCGCGCUAGACUUCAGCCCCGACGCGCUGUAUGCCCUUGGCAGUCCCAUCGCGAUAUUCGAGUGUAUUCGCGGAGUGGACGUCCUGGGACAGGACUUCAAACUGCCCACCUGCAAGAACUUCUUCAACAUCUUCCAUCCCUACGACCCUAUAGCUUACAGAAUAGAACCAAUGAUAAACCCGGUGCUGCGUGACGUGAAGCCACUGCUCAUCCCCCACCACAAGGGUAGGAAGAGGAUGCAUCUCGAGCUAAAGGACACGAUGGCUCGCGUGGGCGCCGACAUCAAGCAACGCGUGAUAGAGACCAUCAAGAGCACUUGGUCCUCGGUGUGGAAGACCGCGCCGCCGCCCACCGACCACCAGCUGGAGAAGGUAGUUGAAGAAGAGUUGGAGAAGGAACAGCUAACCGAGGAACCCAAGGAAGACAAGAGUUGCGACGUCCAGCAGGCUCUCCCGGAGAUGCUCGGUCAGCUGAACGGCGGGCGGCGCGUGGAUCACGUGCUGCAGGAGGCGCCCCUCGAGAUGAUCAACGAGUACCUGUUCGCCAUGAGCAGCCAUGUUGGCUACUGGGAGUCGGAGGACACGAUGCUGUUGAUCCUGCGUGAGAUAUACGACGCGGUGGACGUGCGGCCCGACGCCGCGCUGCCGCAGCCCAACAUGACCGUCGAGCGGACGCGCCGACCCCAGGACAGUCCAGUUCACUCAGACGCUUCAACUAGUCGAAACGCAUCGUGAGGAUAACAAAUAAACAUAAUAUUAUAACUUUGUAACUGUUCGACCAAUAUAGAUAGAGAAAUUAAUUAUUGUAUAGCUAAAUAAAUCUUAGGCCAGACUUCAAAUAAACGUAUACUCUGUUUUAAAUUCAUUUUGAUCUAAAAAAAAAUAAUGUAAUGUUGUGAUUAUUAUUAAAUCGAUUUUUGACUCGUCACUUGAUAUAAACAAACCUCUUAAUGACAACUGACAAGUCAAAAUUACUAUUGGCCAACCCACGCAAAUAUAAUUUCGAAUAAUGCUGUCUUACUCACACAUUUAUUACGUCCAAUGUGCGAGCAAAACAAUCGAUAAAAUUGGCACAUAAAAAGAGGUUGAUGUUUUAAAAACAUUGGCCUAUAUUAAGCAGAUCUGGCUAUUAAUUUGUUUAUGUAAUAUAAUCUUGGAAUGUAUAUUAUUAUAAUAGAUCUGUGAUUGUGAUUAGAACAAAAAAUACUUUCCGAAAUAAAACGCAGUAUGCGGGCUUUGAUGCCAUAUUGAACUGGUGUGCCAAUAGUGAGACAAGUGUGACGUAUUAGUAUGACAUCCCAACAAAGUCUUAUUAAACACGUCAAUGCACUGGCGUAUAUUAUGGAACAAAACAAUAUGGCGUCGAUUCUAGACGUCACGAACAUUGACCGGUAUGCUGGAUUAUAUUCGGAACAUACCCAAGGGCCAAGAUUAAAUUCUGUUUUACUGACCUUGUAUUGAAGCUAUGUAUAUUAUUGUUAUACAUACUUACUUUGAUCUAAUUUAAAUUCCACUAUACUUUAAAAGGUAUGAAUAUAUUUAUUUUCUUAUUACUUCUAAAUGUAAAAAGUAUUAGAUUCAAUAAUAAAAAUACGAGUAAAAAUGUUAUAGCAAUAAGUAAUUUACAAGGUGAAGAUGUAUCACAAAAAAAAACAAUUAAAUAAAAAAAUGGUUCCCAGCUGUCAUUCCCGUAUGGAAAUAUCAUAACCCAUUUUUUUGCUAUUUUAAAUGAUUUGCAGAGAUGUCU